CGGCCGCGGGGCUGCGGCUCCCCAGCCCCGCCAGCUGGAGCUCUCGGAGGUAGAGGAAAGGUCUUGACUGGGUGGCUGAAUCCGUGGCAGCCUCGAGUCUCCUACGUGGCUCCCCGGAGCCCUGAGACCAAGCGAGCAGUUUGCUUGAUCCCGGUUCGCGGACAAGUGGGUGUGUCAGGGCCGUUCCCAGAGGGCCGGGGCUCCUUCGCUUGGUCAAACCCUAGACUCGUUUACUGGGGCCUGGGCCACUUGAGGCAAAACCCGCCUUGAAAGCUACGUCAGCCUAAUCCCGUUCCAGAUUCUAGACUUGAGGGUUCUGGGCCGUCGGUCUGUAGAAGCGAAGGAGAGAAGGACUCAAAUCCAGGCCAAGUGUAUGGCUGUCUGAGGUACUGGAACAGAAGGAGGUCCAUUCCUGUUGGUGACAACACCGUGGCCCUGUUCUGGGAUGAGCGAGGUGUAAAGCAUCCCCACCCAUGCAACUCACCUUCAGGAACCAGUAGCUUUAACCAAGAGAACAAGAAACUCAAUGAGCAGCAGCCUCAACAACUGGCUCUUUCUUCCUGGGUAAGGAGAGGGGAGUGGGGAAGGACAGUGUCCCAAAGGGAAGUGGAGGCGCUAUCAAUCUGGCCUAGACAGGUAGGUUGACUGCUUUUACAUGGGUGGGUUGGGGCCUGGUCUGGGACCCUUGCUCAAAAAAAAAAAAAAAAAGCCCUCCCUCUCAGGAUCCCUGGGGACCCUGUGCGCGCAGGGAACUGUGUAAAACCUUUACUUUGGAAGGUAAGUGCAGCAGUCUAGGCAUCUGGGGCAUAACUUAAGCCUCCGCUACGCGUCCCCCACCCCCACCCCCACCCCCACCUGCCGGGGUCUAGGCGUUUCCCUCUGCAGGGCCUGGGGUGGACUCGUCUGCCAACUCGGCACUACACAGCUUCUCCAGCAGGGGGCGGAAAAGGGCCUGCAGCGACGCGCAGAACCCGAAUCCUCCAUUUCAGGUGUGAUGCUUAAGCCUCGGAUCAACUAACAGCCACACAUUUAAAAUCUCAUUUAGGGUUACCGGAGGACCAAAUGAACCUCCGGGUCUGGCAGUCUGUUGCCAUUUCCUCCCAAAUAUGCGUCGCUUCCUACCGCGCUCCGUGGCUUUGGAAGGCAUUUGCAUUUACAUGUGCGGUGAUUAUUUGAGUCACUAAUACACACAGCCUAACCAGGAGUUUAAUUGGAAAUGUUAAUCAAUGCAAUAGAUCUGUGUCUGAGUUCCACAUUUGGUCAAUUAUCUGCAGGUUGGAGCAAUCUGUGCUAAACCCAGGGGAUGCAAUGAGGAGCAAAACGGUGCAGCUACAGCUGGGUCUGAGUCUGGGAAACAUAAUGGGGAGAUGGACUUUGAAAACUGGAAAGAGAGUAACAAUUUACUGGUGGGAAGAGGAAAUCAUUAGAAAGGUGUGGUCACAGAGAGGCCUGAUUGCUGAGAUGGAAUAGGAUGGCCUUGGAACCCACAUGGUGGAGAGGGAGGCCAGAGUUUUUCUUUGAGUUUGGAAGGGGCUGAAUUUGGAGAGUGAAGAUUUUUAGGGGCCAAAGGACCAGGAACUGGGGUGGAAUGAACCCUGGGAGUCAGAAGUCAAGUGUUCUGGAGGGGUAGGGUCUGGUCUGGGACUCCCAAACACACUGUCCCAGACAGUGACAGUUUGGGACCCCGGUUGUGUUUAGGGGUUCCAGACAGUGUGUUUGCCCCUCUCUAGGCCUCAGUUUCCUUGUCUUUCAAACGAUGAAGUUGGCAGUAGUUGUUCUAUAGGGUGGUCCAUUUAUUCUUGGUAAUGAAGACAGGUCCACUAAAGUAUAGCCCUCUUCUUUCCCUGUCAGAAAAAUUACCCCUUCUUUUUUGUAUGCCCUCCAGUUUUGGGGAAAACAAUACAAAACAACCCACAACCACAUAUAUUUCAUCUCUUUCAACAGUGUGGCUUUACUUUUACUUCAGAUGAAUGGGGAACAGGAGGGAAAAGAGAAGUCCAAGUUAAUAAUCUGCUAGGGACCCUAUAACCAAGCCCCUGAAAGGUUCUGUGCGGGGGGGUCUCACAGACCUGAGGGGAUGGGUGAGUGGCAUAUAUUCACUAGUGGCCCUUACUCCCUAACUCAAUCUCAAAACAGAAAGUCUUGGUAUGAAGGUGAAGGAAAGGCCUGGCUUAGGUCAUAUAUCCUUUUCCUUCCUAUAUCUCCCUCUGAGCCCCAGGCACUUUGUGGAAUUCAGCACCUUAAAAGAAACACUAUCCUUAACAAUCAGCACAAUAGUGCCCUCUAGUGACCUCAAUGGGAACAAUUUUAAGAUCUCCCCCUGCAUCUCAGGGCCCAACCUGAUCGCCAGUGCCCUUGUGCAGUGGUUACUCCCUGUGGAGAAGGCUCCCAGUGCUUCCAACCAGCCUGACAGAGAAACUCAGCCAGCCACCAUUUCCUGCAAGUCCUUCUCCUUGCAUAUACGGAUGGGGCUGGGGAUUUACAGAGGGAGUCAGCUCCCCAUAACUUCCUCCCCAGUGCUGUUUCCUUUGGGCCUGAAAAAGGUUCCAAACCUCCUUUCCUAGACAUCUUCCGUGCUGAGCAAGACACUUGGCAUGGGAAGGCUCUAUGGUAGAGAGAGUAGUUGUCCGUAGCUUCCACCUACCCCCACCACCAAGAUGGCAGCCCUAGUCCCCAGACAGGGAUUCUGGCAGGAAGUUGGAAUGCAGCAAGGUGGCUGGGAGUGGAGUUGGGUUGGUGAUGGGUGUUGGGUACGUGCAAGAUGCGUGCACUGAUUUCUACCUUAGUCUCCAACAGGAGGCUGAGUCAUAGGUGCAUAACAAGGCGGUAUAGACAUACAACAUGAUAGAGGCACACAAUGCCCACAACACUAUGCAGACACACAGCAUGGCAUAGAGAUAUGACACAAUACGAAUUAGACACAUUGCACAUACACAAAGGAUAGAAGAGAUGCAAUUCACAUGCAACACAGUACAGACACAUAGCACUCACACAGUAGCUUAUUGACAUGAUCAUGUAUACAACGUGAUAGUAACAGGACACUGUACACACACACAGUAUUAUGCAGACUCAAUACAUACAUAUCAUGGUAGAUAUGACACAGCACACAUAUACAGACAUACAACAUGGUACAGGGAACUGCACAGAUACACAUGACCAAGUAUGCACAUGUGCUCACACAUCUCCCCUUGCCCUACUCUCAACACAACACACCGCCAGGCAGGUGAGAGGAGUGUGGCUACCAGAUGGAAUACCGUGUCCUGUCAGUUGAUUCUGCACUGACUCGAGCAAGUGGUGAAAUAAAGCCAGGCCACCAUGGAGUUAAAAAGUGGUGCUACAAUUGGGGCUGGGGAGAGGUGGAGGUAGGCUUCAGGAAAGCUCUUGAUCUUGCUCAAAAACAUGGAGAUUCUUGGUAGUACAGGUUGGGGGUGUGUCCUCCUCCUCUUACAUCCUCUAGUAUUGUUUCCCACCCCAAUGGGUGGAUGCUGCCUCUGCUGUCAGCCCUCAUCCCCAGAGAUGGGCAGGGGGCUUCUUGAGGCCAUUCUUCCUGUGCCCUCCUUGAGCCCUACCUCUCUCUGGAGCUUUGGCAGCUCGCACUCCUCUCCCCCUCACCCCACCCUCUUGCAGGGUGAGAUCUUGCAGGGUGAGCUCACGUAGGGAGGGAGGGGGCGAAUACACCAUUCAGUGGUGCAGUGGGUGGGAUUUGGAAAGGCUGCUUGGAGUGCGCGUGUGGGAAGCACACAUGGAAUGCCAGGGAUGCUGGGGGACAGAUAUGCUCUGGAGUCUUGCCCAAGAACAAGAGGCAGACCCAGAGUAUGGCUUGGACUUUUUUUUUUCCAGAAGGGGGAAUUGGAGAUCAUGGGGCUUUUCUUGGCUCCCUAAGGCUUCAAUUUUGCAAUCUUUGUGUUUAGAUAACCAUCUAGCCAUCUCUUUGGAUUAGGACCCUGUUCAUUCUGGUCUCUAAUAAAUAGGUGCUAGCCUGAAUCAUGCCUCCUUGAGUAUCAGCAUGUAGUUUCUGCUUUUCUUUGAGGACAAACACCACUGGGGGAAGGGGAAAGGAAAGCAGAGUAGGAAGGAUUGCAGAGCUUGAGGUUCUACAGAGAAGAUCAGCCUCUCCCUUGAGAGGCUCAAAUGAUUGUGGGAAAAGGCAGAAAGGGAGGGUUCAAAGAGACUCAGUCUCCUUCAUGGUUAGACGUGGAAACCUCUGUGGGAAAAAUAGGGUAAAUUAUCACCAAACAACAACAGUAAACAGUGUAUAUUCACCCUAAGAAACCUGGGGAGGACAGUGGAAGACUUACCUGGUGGAGAUAGGAGAAGGUGGAGGGGAGCUCCAAUUAGGAUCAGAGGCUGUGGCCUUUAGCACCUGUGAGAUGGUAGCAAAUUAGGAGACCUCAGAAUAUUGUUGCCUGUCAGACAGACUUUUUUUACCCUUCCCCAGUGAAAGGUUAGUGAAAAGGGGAAUGGAAAUGGAGGUGGAGACUUAGAGUUGAGGGAUGAACUGAACUGAACUGAACUGAACUGAAUUCAGUGCCACAACAUCAGGAAGCUUACAUAUUCAUGGAGCCAACUUGCAUUGGCCAUUGUCUCGUUUCCUUUUGUCCACUGGGCUCUACCACCUCCUGUGAUUAUACAUAUUGCUCCAUAAUUAUGCAAAUUAUGUAAAUAUUUCACAUCUGUUUUAUUUGAUUUAGUUCUCCCAACACUUAUCCAAGGCAACUAAGGCAGGCCUUUUCACUUGAUACCAAGCAGGCCCAGAAUGAUGAGGUUUCCCCCAAGAAAGAGCAGCUGAGUCCUUGCAUCUUGUGGCAGCUGGUGUGCCCAGCACUGAGUCUGUAGGAGCUGAAGCCAGCCCGGACCCUUCUCAUGGGCAGUGCCCACCUGUGCUGAAGUCCUGCAGCCGUGGCGGUGUGAGGAGCUGUGAAAUUGGUUGUAACUGAAAAUGUCUGACGGUCUGGAUAAUGAAGAGAAACCCCCAGCUCCCCCACUGAGGAUGAAUAGUAACAACCGGGAUUCUUCAGCACUCAACCACAGCUCCAAACCACUUCCCAUGGCCCCUGAAGAGAAGAAUAAGAAAGCCAGGCUUCGCUCUAUCUUCCCAGGAGGAGGGGAUAAAACCAAUAAGAAGAAGGAGAAAGAGCGCCCAGAGAUCUCUCUUCCUUCAGACUUUGAGCAUACGAUUCAUGUGGGGUUUGAUGCAGUCACCGGGGAAUUCACUAACUCCCCUUUCCAGACCUCUAGACCUGUGACGGUCGCUUCAAGUCAAUCAGAGGGAAAAAUGCCAGAUCUCUAUGGCUCACAGAUGUGCCCAGGGAAGCUCCCAGAGGGAAUUCCCGAGCAAUGGGCACGAUUACUCCAAACCUCUAACAUAACAAAAUUGGAACAGAAGAAGAACCCCCAAGCUGUUCUAGAUGUUCUCAAAUUCUAUGAUUCCAAAGAAACAGUCAACAACCAGAAAUACAUGAGCUUUACAUCAGGAGAUAAAAGUGCACAUGGAUACAUAGCAGCCCAUCCUUCGAGUACGAAAACAGCAUCUGAGCCUCCAUUGGCCCCUCCUGUGUCUGAAGAAGAAGAUGAAGAGGAGGAAGAAGAAGAAGAUGACAAUGAGCCACCACCAGUUAUCGCACCAAGACCAGAGCAUACAAAAUCAAUCUACACUCGUUCUGUGGUUGAAUCCAUUGCUUCACCUGCAGCACCAAAUAAAGAGGUCACACCACCCUCUGCUGAAAAUGCCAAUUCCAGUACUUUGUACAGGAACACAGAUCGGCAAAGAAAAAAAUCCAAGAUGACAGAUGAGGAGAUCUUAGAGAAGCUAAGAAGCAUUGUGAGUGUUGGGGACCCAAAGAAAAAAUACACAAGAUUUGAAAAAAUUGGUCAAGGGGCAUCAGGUACUGUUUAUACAGCACUCGACAUUGCAACAGGACAAGAGGUGGCCAUAAAGCAGAUGAACCUACAACAGCAACCCAAGAAGGAAUUAAUUAUUAAUGAAAUUCUGGUCAUGAGGGAAAAUAAGAACCCUAAUAUUGUUAAUUAUUUAGAUAGCUACUUGGUGGGUGAUGAACUAUGGGUAGUCAUGGAAUACUUGGCUGGUGGCUCUCUGACUGAUGUGGUCACAGAGACCUGCAUGGAUGAAGGACAGAUAGCAGCUGUCUGCAGAGAGUGCCUGCAAGCUUUGGAUUUCUUGCACUCAAACCAGGUGAUCCAUAGAGAUAUAAAGAGUGACAAUAUUCUUCUCGGGAUGGAUGGCUCUGUUAAAUUGACUGACUUUGGGUUCUGUGCCCAGAUCACUCCUGAGCAAAGUAAACGAAGCACUAUGGUGGGAACCCCAUAUUGGAUGGCACCUGAGGUGGUGACUCGAAAAGCUUAUGGUCCGAAAGUUGAUAUCUGGUCUCUGGGAAUUAUGGCAAUUGAAAUGGUGGAAGGUGAACCCCCUUACCUUAAUGAAAAUCCACUCAGGGCAUUGUAUCUGAUAGCCACUAAUGGAACCCCAGAGCUCCAGAAUCCUGAGAGACUGUCGGCUGUAUUCCGUGACUUUUUAAAUCGCUGUCUUGAGAUGGAUGUCGAUAGGCGAGGAUCUGCCAAGGAGCUUUUGCAGCAUCCAUUUUUAAAAUUAGCCAAGCCUCUCUCCAGCCUGACUCCUCUGAUUAUCGCUGCAAAGGAAGCGAUUAAAAACAGCAGCCGCUAAGACUGCAAGCCUUACACCUCACCAUCUCCCUCAUGAGUAAGACUGAAAUAAAACUCUGCUGCAGGAAAGAUGGAAGAAAAGACAGUCAAAUGGGGUGGGGGUUCUUUACCUUUCAAAUGAAUAGAAACUUCUUAUAAGCCUUUUUCCUACUCCCUCAGAUUAUGUAAUUUAUUUGUAAGCCUGAAUCGCAGCCCAAACAGGGCAGCAAUGUUGAAGUGACCAUAAAGUGGUCACUUCCACCGUGAAGCGAAAGAGCCAGUAGUGAAUCCCCUCAUUUUGUGCACUCACUUUGAAGAAAAAGGUUUCUCAAAGAUGCACACUCCCUCUUCAUAGUGUUGUGUUUGUUUUUAAGUUAGAGAGUAGUCCCUCUUGCAUUCAAACCUCCUUCAAAACUCCUUACCCAAUGUGAUGUUUUUCACUUGCAUUGUCAUUAGAUGUCCAGAAAAAAAAAAAGAUGUCAAAAUGUUUUUCUAAAAAAAAGAAAGCAAAAAAAGCAAGGCAAAAAAACAAAAACAAAAACAAAACAAAAAUAAACAAACAAACAAAAAAAUACCAGAGCAAGUACUGUGUGAACAUGUGGAAGUCCAUGCCCUAAUAGAGUUGCAAUUUUUUAUUCUUCUUCUGUAGUGGUGGCUUGGUUUGUGUACCUAUUUUUCUGCAUUUGUAUUGGAAAAGGUUUCUUUUAAGACAUUUUCCAAAAGUGGAGAGGAAUAUGUGUGUUCAGGAAGGGCUUUUUAAAAAGUGUAUAUCUAAAUAAAGCUCAAACGGUGAAAUCCUGUCACAUUUUCACAAUGAUGCUUAAAAGAUAGUUGAGUAAACCAGGUUGUUAAUCUCCUUAAUACCUGAAAGAGGACACACUGAAACUGUGACACCCUGCUAGGUGAGUUCUGGUUCUGAACCUAGGAAAUCCUCAUAGGAGAAACCACAUUUAAACAAAGAUGGGACUUUCUCUGAGAGCCAAAACCAGAUAAAUGUAGAAUACUGACAUCCUUGUCUGAUAUUAAGUAAACAAUGAUACCUAAAUUAAUCCUCUCUUGUGCUUAUGAAACAUAUGCACUGUAAAAUAGGCAUACCAGGAGGAAAUAGAUUCAUUAACCAUCAUUUACUUAUGAUACAAAUUAUUUAUUUUGACAAUUUAUAAUGUUUAAAAAAGUUUUUUAAAGAUCUGGAGAAAGGUGAUAUAAUAAACAGUCAACUCUGCAGGAAGUGGGAGGUCAGUGAAGGCUACAUCCCAAUCAAUAUUUGGCUCUAAGUACUUGUUCCCAUUUUCCCUAUGUAUCACCUAUUUCUGUUUCGGAAUAUGGUGUGUUCAUACUUAGUCCUUUGGGCUUUUGAAUAUCAAAAGCAUAUUCAUAAAAGUCUUGAAAUUCUCUCCAGUAGAAAAUAAUUUUAACUUACAAUAAUAUCCCAAGAAAUGUUAGUCCAACAGAAUUCCUUAUAUGGCUUGGGGAAAAUAACAAAAUUUGACUAUUAUUUCACCAUAUAUCUAUUUAUUAAAAAUUCAACAGUUGGCACUUUCUGAAUCUUCUGAGAGUAGAAAAGUAUCUGGAGGGUGUCUGUAUAGAAAAGGAUAUGCCUCUCUUUUGAGCGUACUGACAAUUUUGUAAAUUACAGAAAGUUGUUUCUCUAAGCCUUUGAAAAACUAACAAUUUGUGUUAUAGAAGGCUUCUUAAUUUGUAGUAUACAAAGAAUCUAAACAGAACCUAUGUACAUUCAGCAAGAAGGGGAAAGAGAUCAGUUACAUAGACCUCUCUCCUUCUUUGCCAAGGUACAUCCAUCCAUCUAACCAUCCAUGUAUCCACAUCUUAAAAUGAAAGCACUUUCUUUCGAGUUUCAGCAAACUAUAUAGUGUACGUGUUUAUGUUUAGGAGAUGACCCCACUGGUGUAUUUCCUGUUUUCCCUAUUGUUUUCUUUGACUGUAAAAUUUGGGAGAGACUUGACCUCCUCCCCUUGAAAAAGACCACAGUGGGAUAAAACAAUAAUCGUGAAAAGAAAAUGAAGUGGUAAUAUUAAUUUGAAGCAUACUAUGUUAUACUUUGCAAAAAGGAAUCUGGGCUUGUAAUUUUAAUGCCACACUGCUCUAAUGAGAGAGAGAGGCCUUAAUUUUGAUUUCAUUUAAAAAUAAGGACCUAAAAAAAUUUUCACUCAUAGUGCUGGGAAAUUCAAUGAAAUCCUGGGAUGCAAAUAAAAAUCAGUACAUUGGUACAUUGGUGACUGUGUCCUGCCAGUGGAGAGAGCCCAAAACCUGGUUAGGAAGCCCUAUUCAUCAGUUAGCAUCCCUUACAUGUUGAGAAGGCCUUUUUUGUUGUUAUUUUGGAGACCUUGGAGCAGUGACCCUUCAGAUCACUGUAGGCAGAGAAAUGGCUUCUCUCUUACGCUUUCAGUUCAGCAUAUUAACAACGAGGAGCCAGGUACUUCUUUCCUACCACUUUGUACCAAGAUUUGAUAAUAAUAUAUCCCAGGAGGGAUUACUUUUAUAAAUGUGUAUUUAUGUAAAUUUUCAAAUGAGAACAGCUUCUAAAGCCCCUUCCCUGUAUUGGAGAGUUAUGUAUAUUUCUAAUAAGUAUUAGAAAGAAGCUGUUUCUCGUGCCACAAUGAUGCUGAAGGAUUCACAUUUGGUACAAUCGAGCAACUUGAACUCCAGAUUGUUAACAGUUUAUUCUCUUUCCCUGGAUUGUUUUUAGCUCAUCUUGACACAGGUGAGUCUAUCCAAAUCUUUAAUGUUGGUAGUAUGCCCUGAGAUAACGAGGGCACAUCCUUCAAUGUUGAUUCCAAAAUAUCCUGAGAUAGGAAUAGGGCAGUGGGAAAGUCAGGGAAGGGUGAGAAGCACAGUAGAGAUUAUUUAUUUAAAAAAGAAAAGAACGUUAAUGUUGUUAGCAAGGAUCCAGUGCGUUGUCAUAAUCCCAUGAGGAUUUUCAGAUGACACAAUCCCUCAGAUCAGUCACCAUGUUGGGUAAUGACUUCGUUCUUGCUGAUCUCGUGUGUGUGUCAUUGUAAAUAUUUGUGCGUCCAUGUUCCAUUUUGGCCACUGGAUGGCCAACCCAUGUAAGAAGAUUUAACUCAAGUAUUUAUUCUUUAUGUUAUUCAGAUUUCUUUCAGGCUUGUGAAGUGCACCCCAAUGUUUGAGUUUAACCACCUGAUCCUUACAUCUAUCCCUCCCCGGUGAAGCACAUUCCAUUGCUAAAAGAAAAAGAAAUAUGAAAUUGCUUCCUGUUGUCUGUGUAACUGUUUUGAUAGUUUGAGAUGUUUGUCUAUAAAUGAUAUUUCUCAGCUCAAAGAUCGUGUAAAUAAUUAUAUUCCUUUGCUCAAUGGGUUGUUUAUUUCUAAUGAGGCUGCCAGUUCUGAGAGAUUCUAUAAUAUCACUUUUAAAUAACAUAAACAGGGAUUACAACUACAUAAAAAGAAAUGCAUAUGGGCAAAGACUGGGAACACAGAUAAUUGAAAUCAGUUAUAUUAGGGUGGUGGAAUUAUGUGAAUUUUUUUCUUUCUAAAAUUUUAUUUGAUAUUGUUAUAAUAUUGCUUUAUAAUAAAUAAACAGCAGAAGGGAAACUAUAGACACAUAGAAAAGAUGCCAGAAGCAGAUGCCUUCUGGCCAGAGCCCAGAGCAUGCAGGGCACAGAUAUUUGCUAGUUACAAUUAUUCCAUAGGCUUUAUACUUGCCUGGGUGCUGAGGUUGGCACACGCUUGGGUAUGGCACGUGCUUUCUUAGGAGACUAUUAUCUAUAAGUUAAAGCUAGGGAGAUGUCACUAUUAGAACUCCAAACACACUCUUCUGCUUUAAAACAGGCUGUCUGCCCUGUGCUUUGGUAUGGCAUUCGGGUGUCUGUUUUGUGGUUGCUUUAGAUUGGAGGGGUGACCAUUAUAUUAGCCCCCUUGAUAACAUCUGUUGCAGAUAUUACCUUUCUGGAACAUUUUGACAGACUCUCAGGUUGAAUUUUGGAGGAAUAGAAGGAUAAAAUCCCCAGCUCCCACCAUGUUCUUGUCCAACAGGAUAUUACUGUAUAUCAUUCAGGUAGGGUUCUUCUUUUAAUAACCAAUAGGGCAAGUCCCACUAAUUUCAUUAGAAGUUAUGACUUGUAAUUAAAAACUGACUUUGAAAUCAUUAAACAAAUAUUUAGGACUGUCUGCCUCUUGGCGUUCAGUUACAGUUCUAUUAAUUUAGACUUGGGAUGAUCUCCAUGUGCUUUUUUCUGCCUAUUUAUAGGUUGUAUACAGUAGUUGUGAUUUUUAAAGAGUAAGGGAGACCAUCUAACCAAAGGGGAAGAAUUUCCUUCUAACUCAUCAAAGAAAUUUUAGGUGAGAACUUUGAUAAUGAGGUAGUCACCUCAGAUAUGUUGCUUAGUUUCACUGAAAGCAGACCCUAUACCUAGAGAACUCACUGGCUUUUUACUGGUCGUUCUCAAUACAAAAAUACUUAGGGGAGUCUUAACCCUGCCAUCCCCAGUUGAAUCUCUUGGUCUUUAUCUAAGCUACUUGCAGUUAAUAUUCAGUUAAACAAAGGUAUGGCCAGUAGUGCAAGUAUCUCCCAGUCUCUGAGCUCUGAACAAGAGGACUGAAAUUCAGCAUUUGUAAACUGACAGUUUGAUGGGCCUGGGAUUUGAAGUGAACUCAGCAUACAGUUCUGAACAUAUAUUUUGCAUGUGGACUGGGAAGGAAAUAAAUGGGAACUUGGAAAUAAUGGAAAUAUUUCUCCUAUGAAAGAAUUUUUCAUAAAAGAUUUGUUUUUGAUAUAGUCUUUCUGUUGGUUAGCUUUUAGUUUUUUCAUUCCUUUUCUGAUCCACACUCCUUUAAGUGACCAAAUGAAUAUAACCCAACAUGCAUUGGGAAUGUGUUUAAUAUUAAACACUGUCUAACUGAAUCUGCAAAUGCAGGAACUGAGAUAUCACCUCCAUGUGUACACCUGUGUGUACAAGUAUUCUAUACAACUUGUAGCAUUUACUGCCACUUAAUUGGGUUGAACUUGCAAGAUAAACUUUUAGAAACUGCUUAGUGCCAUCGGAGUCUCCUUUAGAAGCUGCCAUCAGGCAAAUGCUAUCCCAUAAUACCAGCAGUAAGGCAGGCACAAUGUUCAACAGAUUUAGUACCCAAGAGUCAUAUGUAGUGGAAUAAAUACUAGCCUAGGAAGAAGGAGCCCUGGAGUCUUAAUAUGAGCUUUAUUACUAAAUUGCCAUGUGACCUUCGACAAGUCACUUAACCUCUCCAUGGCUGUUUCCUUAUCUGUAAAAUAAGUGUAUUGGACUAGAUAAUCCUUAGGGUCUUUCCAAAAGUCUAACAUUCUAUGGCAUUGUAGGUUGCCUUGAAAAUUCAGCCUGCUAUAGUGAUGGCAAAUAUCACAUGUUUAAGCCUGAGUCUCUUAUGUUGCAGUUAGAUAAAAGAAGUAUGUAAGAUGAUUUUUAAAAUUCAAGCAAAUGGGCUGGGUGCGAUGGCUCACACCUGUAAUCCCAGCACUUUGGGAGGCCAAGGCAGGUGGAUAACCUGAGGCCAGGAGUUUGAGACCAGCCUGACCAACAUAGAGACACCCCAUCUCUACUAAAAAUACAAAAUUAGCCGGGUGUGGUGGCGGGCGCCUGUUAUCCCAGCUACUCAGGAGGCUGAGGUGCGAGAAUCGCUUGAACCUGGGAGGUGGAGGUUGCAGUGAGCUGAGAUCAUGCCAUUGCACUCCAGCCUGGGCAACAAGAGUGAAACUCCGUCUCAACAACAACAACAAAAUAAAUCAAGCAAAUGAAGUUCAUAAUAAUAGGGGAUGUUGAUAAAAUUUGUGGCAGUCUUCCAAUUCGUUUACAGUUGUUUCAUUUUGUUUUUGUUCUAAUGUCCAUUUUCUGUUGACUGUUCCCAGUUUUCAUUUUCCAUACAGUCUGUAUGUAAAGUCUGGUUUUCCUUAAGCUGUGACCAGUAUUUGCUGCUAAAACAGAAACACACUGUCACACUUGCUAGAAUAUAACUGUGCUUGGGCUUCUCCUUUCCUGUGAAGUAGUGCUGGGCUUUCUAGAGUUCAAUUCUCAAGUGGCACAAGAUAGCAGAGCCCAUGCAUUUUAAUGGCUGAGACUAUUAAGAGUGAACCUAAACACUUACAAGUUGCAGAGAGAAAUGAAAAAGUAAGUACAUGCUAUUAGCAUUCAGAAGUGUUGACAAAUUCAUUUGUUGGGAACCAAAGAUAGCAUUUCUGAUGACAACUCCCACAGUGAUUGGCCAGUUGUAUGAUGAGUACACUGCUGGAAAGAGGGUAAACUGGGAGUUAGUUAGUGGAUGGUCCCAAUUCCCUGCCUACAGCAGAGUGCCAACCAGCCCUGAGUGCAAAAUUCGAGUUCAAUGUGUGUUCUUGUGUGUGGUGUGCUUUAUGGACCCGCAAAUACUAUAUUCAUUAUUGAUGAUAAGAUCUUCACAGAAUCCUGUAACUACUAAUGCAUUGAGUUUUUAAUCUCAGUACAUCAGCCAAGAGGAACCAGAUCACAGGGUAGUGAUGUCUACUGGGAUGAUACUCAUAACAUCUACACAAAACAAGUUGAGAAGGAUCCACAUUUUCAUUGUUUAUCAGAAUUGUAUCUCAAUUGGCUGAGCAUUACUUUUGUCAAAAUGUGUUAUCUGUAAACCAUGUGUAGUGAAAUUCUUCUGUAACUUUGGAUUAAAGGUAUUUAUGGUCUUUUUGUUUGUUUGAUUUUUAAGUAAGUUAUUUCUUUUGUCGACCUGCUGAUGGUAUGGUUCCAUCCUUCUGACCUCAGCAUCCAAUCUUUUUAAGGAUUUUUGUUUUCAAUAUUGUUAUUUUAAAUUGUGGUUGAAGCAAUAGAAAAUUGAAAUAUGGAUUGUGCAUGACUGUGUCUUGAGUGUAAAAAUAUUGCAGUUUGAAACUUGGACCUAAAGUAUUGCAAAUAAAAAUGACAAACAUCAA
Cercocebus atys (sooty mangabey) is the source of this 13569-nucleotide messenger RNA. It is a transcript of the gene PAK3, whose product is annotated as p21 protein (Cdc42/Rac)-activated kinase 3. The transcript has 22 exons. The record is from RefSeq and is a predicted model, not a curated record. The coding region runs from base 4940 to 6682 and encodes 580 amino acids. Gene Ontology annotation, cellular component: cytoplasm. Gene Ontology annotation, biological process: regulation of MAPK cascade; regulation of axonogenesis; protein phosphorylation. Gene Ontology annotation, molecular function: protein serine/threonine kinase activity; ATP binding. Lineage: Eukaryota; Metazoa; Chordata; Mammalia; Primates; Cercopithecidae.